Tarenaya hassleriana is the source of this 4202-nucleotide messenger RNA. RefSeq lists its product as uncharacterized. The coding region runs from base 464 to 3883 and encodes 1139 amino acids. The record is from RefSeq and is a predicted model, not a curated record. The transcript has 20 exons. NCBI's taxonomy places the organism in Eukaryota, Viridiplantae, Streptophyta, Magnoliopsida, Brassicales, Cleomaceae.
CAAUUUGCUGCCAUUAAUCUUCGCUCCUCUCUUCAACCGCGCAUUCAUUGAGUUCCCUCCGUACCUAAGCUUCCGUUACAAGUUUGUUCUCUUUUGUUCGAAAUGUUCAUGGUUUGAUUCGCAUUGAUUUUCUUGGAGAAUAUGGAGGGUUUCGCUAUAAACAGGAUUUGUCAUUUGAGGGAUUGCAUGGAAAAUUACAGAAAUAGAAGGUCUUGCGAGGUAGUCUGUUUCAUAUUGAGUUGAUAUGUCGGGACCUGAAUUCAUACCCGUGUCUGGAGAACUCGGAGGAUCUAUGCUCUCUACCUAUUGAUUUUGCUGGUGUUCUCUGAGGGAAAGGUUGGAACCAGAGAUCAAGGGACAGGAAAGUUUGCGGAUUUAAAUCCGGUGGAUCGCGUUACAAUGGUAUCUGAGCUUAAGUGUUUGAUUUGAUGGAGAUGUCCUGUACUCUGACAACGGAUGAGAUAUGGAUCCAAGGGAAGACGUUUGCGUAAUGAAUAGCAAUAGGCAGGACGACAUAUUGGCGGUUUGUCGGAGAGACAAAGUAAGACUGUACCUGAAGGAGGAGGAUGUGGGGGAGGACAGAGCUAGUGUUCCUUAUGGGGCCGGAACUCAAGAUGGAUUGAGAAUGCCGUAUGAGGACAAAGAUGAACCUGAACGAUACACAUCGGAUAUGAGUGAAAAAGAAGAUGAGGGUAGACCAUCAUGGAGAGAUGAUCGAAGUAUUUUUCGGACAGGUGAAAGGGAAGUUGAAUGGAAUGCAUCAGCACAGGAUGAGGAAAACAACUCAGUGGAAAUACAUGAGAAGGAAAAUGAAAAAGACAUGUCGGGUUCAUGUAAAAAAGAUGAUGAACAAAGUACAUUGACAAAAAAUGAAAGGUAUUCCUCUGAUGUAGAGGCAAAGGAAGAUGAACAUGACUGUUCGAAAGCGGACAUAGACAAGGAUGAAUGGGAUGCCUCAAAGAGGGAUAACAAUCAACAUGGAUGGGGUGCAUCCGAAAGUGUUGAGAAAGAAGUUGAGUGGGACUCUGUUAAGCAACAUGAAGGGAACGACUCAAAUGAUGCAUUGGAGAGAUUAAAUAGGGAAGAAGGACAGACUGCGUUGGGGAGGGAUGAAAAGCAAGGACUCAGUUUUGCAUCAAGGGAUAAAGAAGAACCUGACCAAGGUUUCCCAGAAAGGGAUGAUGAGGUAGAUGGUCCAAAUGCUCUUAGGCGAGAGAUUGAAGAAGUGGGUACACAAGUGCCAAAUGGUGAAACUGUAGAGAACGAAUUCCAUAAUAUGAGGAAGGAUGGAAGGGAAGAAGAUAAAACUGUGCAUGAAAAAGAGGUUGAAAACAGCAUAUUGGAAAAGGAUGGUGAAAAUGAUCCGAGUUCAAGUUCGAAAGAAAAAGAUGACGAAAGCGCAAGUCCUAGGAAUGAGACAGAAGUAAACGAACAAGGUGCCAGAGAGUCAGAGAUGGCAGAAGAAACAGGAGAACAAGUCUCGUCUUCGUUGACAUCAGGAGUUGUUAAAGUAGCCGAUGGAGCAUUUCAAAACAUAUAUUUCACUGGACCAGUAUUACCACAGUCACCGACACUGGGACACAGACGCAGUCAAAGUGAAAUUGGGACUCCUGGACACAGGCGCACAAACAGUUUCCAGAAAUUGAGAACUCACAUGCAGAAGGCAUGGCGUGGGUUCAGCACUCUACGAGAGGAUAAUAAGCCAAGUUUCAACCCUGAGGUCUUAGCAUACCAGAAAAGACAGUGGUACCAGCUUCACUCUUCCAAAGCUCUGGAUCAAACGAAAUAUAAGGAGCCAGCCUCACUUUUCGAACAUUUUAUCAUCGUGGGGCUUCAUCCUGAAACAAAUUUGGAGGCGGUGGAGGAGGCAUUCCGUAAAAGGAAGAAAUGGGAGAUGGAGAUGUUAAGGUAUGAAGUGGCAGAUUACAAUAUUCUCCGUCAUCGUGGGCCUCAACUCCCUAUAUUAGAGCCUCAGAUUCUUUUUAGAUAUCCCCCUGCGAAAAAAAUGGCUAUGCAUCCAAAGGAUCUAGCAACUUUCUGUUUUCCUGGUGGUGUCAAGGCACGACUUUUGGAGAGGACACCAUCGCUAAGUGAUCUAAACGAGCUUGUGUAUGGGCAGGAACAUCUGGGCACAGAUGAUUCAUCAUUUAUAUUUUCAUUCAAGGUAGCAGAUGAUGCAACCCUCUAUGGUGUUUGCUUGCAUGUCUCAGAGAUUGUUCAGAGGCCACCUGGUGUAUUAAGCACGUCAUCACCCUUGCAUUCAUGUGGAGGAGGCAGUCAUUUUUUGUUUUCUGCACCUCGAUGCUAUUGCUUGCUAACCAGAGUUCCUUUUUUUGAAUUACACUUUGAGAUGUUAAACAGUCUGAUUGCACAGGAGCGUCUGAAGCGGAUAACAGAAUUUGUUAGUGAGAUGUCCCUUGCUGCUUCAUGUUAUGCCCCAUCAGUUUCCAGACCAAAUGAUCAGACCAAUGGAAAUACCGACUCACCUGGUAGGGAUCCCAAUGAUUUGAUGGCUUCUGCCAUACCAGUUGACAGUGUCAUAGCACUCACGGCUGCUGCAGCGGGAAUUAUAUCUGAUGAUGAUGUUGCAGUCGCUUCUCAGAAGGUUGCGGAACCUAUGUCUCCUGACAGUGUUGUCACUAGUGAUUCUUCAGAGGCAAGUCAUGCCAAGGAAAUAGAAAGAGAUUGGAGAAAGGAGGACGCUCGAUGCUAUGAUGAUAAUUCCUCUGAAGCAUCUGAUACCCGCAUGGAUAUUUCAGAAAAAAUGUACAAAGACGUUGAAAAGGGCUACACUUCUCCAGAGGUUAUUUUGUCUGAUUCUACGAUCAGGCCCGUAGAGCGUACUGAAAGCUCCGAUUCUGUGUUCUGUUCAGGUAGAAGCGUGUUAUUGGAUGAGGUUGGUGAUGGCGGUUUAUCCAACAGCGAAAAUGAUUUUGGGGACCUGAUUAUUGAAUGGGCCAGGGACCACAAAAAUGGUUCUCUGGAAAUAAUUUGCGGCUACCAUUCUCUGGAAAUUCCUUCACGAGGAAGUAAAUUAGUUUUCCAGCCUCUAGAUCAUUUACAGGCGAUUGAGUACACCCGUCCCCCUGUUUCAGCCCUUGGACUGUGGGAAGGAUAUCCUGAUUCCUGUAAUGCUUCAGAGGUAAAUGCGAGGUUUGCUGCUGCUGAAGAAGCCCUGGCUCUCUCGACAUGGACAACGGCAACUAUGUGCCGUGUUCUUUCUCUCGAAACUAUUGUGGCACUGCUUGCUGGAGUAUUGUUAGAGAAGCAAGUUGUGGUAGUCUGCGCAAAUCUGGGUGUUUUGUCAGCCACGGUAAUGUCUCUCAUCCCGAUGAUUCGGCCAUUUCAGUGGCAGAGUUUAUUACUUCCUGUUCUGCCAGGAAGGAUGUUUGAUUUUCUCGAGGCUCCUGUUCCUUUCCUUGUCGGCGUACAGAGCAAACCCGCUGAUUGGAAGAUUAAGACGUCUAAUCUUAUUUUAGUGAAUGUUCUAAACAACCAGGUGAAAACGUGUAAUUUGCCAGCACUACCUCGCCGUAGAGAACUCAUGGCUCAGCUGAGUCCGAUACAUUCUACACUAGCUCAUCAGAGCUCGGUUGCCAGAAGAAAUCAGGUCAAUAAAUGCAACGAAGUGCAGGCUGAUGCGGCAAGGGAGUUCUUAACAGUGAUGAGGCAAUACAUGGAGUCACUCUGUGCAGAUUUACAGUCUCAUACAAUAACCAGCGUUCAAUCCAACAGCGACAGGGUAUCUUUACUUCUCAAGGACAGCUUCAUCGAUUCAUUUCCCAGCAGAGACAGACCCUUCAUCAAGUUAUUCGUAGACACGCAACUGUUUAGUGUUCAGUCGGACCAUCAUUUGUCGAGCUUCGAGAACGGGCAUAUCUAACAUUACAUGUAGACGAAGGCACGAUUCAUAAAAGCAAACAGAAGAAACCAAACCCAUAAUAAAGCAAGAGGGAGGGAGGGAGGGGUAACGACUACUUUUUAGUGUUGGUAACUUACCCUACACGCAAUGCAGGUUUUUGUCCUCUGACAGGAAACACAGCUUAACAUUAGAUUUUGUCAUACGUAGUGCAAAGACACUUGCAUCUGAAUUUGUUUCUUUAUAGGAUAUAACGGUAAACGUGACCAUCUUGUAAAAUAAAAUAGAAUGAUUUUUAUUUUGCUUAAUAAUAUACAGAACCAAAAAAAAUAUUGCCUUUGAA